CAACUAUGCGGUUACGCUACAUAACAACAUGGCUGCGCCCUUGAAUUCUUGUCGUCACAUUUUGGUCAAGCAGCUUUUGCAGCCGUUUUCACGGUCUAAGGCUGUGGCUAGUUACCAAUCAGCAAGAUGGCUUCAUCUUCAGGAAUACCAGAGCAAAAUGCUUAUGAAAGAACAUGAGAUCGAUGUCCAGAACUUUGAAGUUGUUGACAACCAUUGGGAUGCUAAACAUGUGCCAGAAAGAUUGAAGGCAAGCGAGUAUGUGAUCAAGGCCCAGAUUCUAGCUGGUGGCAGAGGAAAAGGAACAUUCUCCAAUGGCUUCAAGGGUGGUGUUAAACUCACAAAAAACACGAAUGAAAUUGAAGGUCUGGUAGAAAACAUGGUUGGACACAGACUUGUAACAAAACAGACGCCACCAAACGGUGUGCUCGUGAAGAAAGUGAUGGUUGCUGAGGCUCUGGACAUUGCAAGGGAAACGUACCUUGCAAUCCUACUGGACCGCAGUUAUAGUGGACCGGUGAUUGUUGGUAGUAGCCAGGGUGGGAUGGAUAUUGAAGAAGUAGCUGAGAAAAACCCAGAUGCCAUAUUUAAGGAGCCCAUCGAUAUCAUGGAAGGGUUGAGCCCGGAAGUUGCCCGUCGAGUGGCUAAAAAACUUGGCUUCACAGGGAAACAGGCAGAGAGUGCUUCCGAACAAGUCCAGAAGCUCUAUAAGAUGUUUAUUGAUGUUGACGCCACACAAAUUGAGAUCAAUCCGUUUGCUGAAACACCGUGUGGUCGAGUUCUAUGUUUUGAUGCAAAGAUCAACUUUGACGACAACGCACAGUAUCGUCAAAAGGAUAUAUUUGCGAUGGACGACUUGUCGGAGCUUGACCCUCGCGAGAGAGAGGCUGAGGAACACCACCUUAACUACAUCGGCCUUGAGGGAAACAUUGGAUGUCUCGUGAAUGGUGCUGGGCUUGCGAUGGCCACAAUGGACAUCAUCAAGCUUCAUGGUGGAGAGCCGGCCAACUUCCUGGACGUCGGGGGCGGAGUAACAGAGAAACAAGUCUACGAAGCAUUCCAUAUUCUUACUGCUGAUGUUCAUGUGAAGUCAAUCUUGAUCAAUGUGUUCGGGGGCAUUGUAAACUGUGAGACGAUGGCCAAUGGAAUCAUCAAGGCGUACAGUGACGCUCACAUGAAUGUACCAAUGGUCGUCAGACUCGAAGGUCAGAAUGCCACAUCUGCUUUGAAAAUAUUGAAAGACAGCGGUCUCAACAUCAUUACUGCCUCGGAUAUGGCUGACGCAGCAGAGAAAGUGGUGGCAACGCUCCCGAAAUCUUGAUUUGAUGCAUCAUUUAGGCGUGUUUAAAUGUUUGUAUCCAAAGAUUGACUGCUUUAUGUAUAUGGAUCCCUGAAUUGUGUAUAAUAGAUUAAUGAUCAGGUUGAUAUGGAAUUGUCUGUGAUAAAAUAAAGUUAAUAGUACCGUUACAUUUUUGAGCUUGAUUUUGGCUAAUAAAUUUGUAAAAUUAAUUUAAAAAGAAGUAUGGUACAUGUUCUGUAAAAUUCCAUGUUAGAAAUACAUCCAGGAUAUCACCUAACUAGUCCUUCAAUAACAAUAACAAUUUAUUAAACUUGUUUUUCUAAAAUUUUAAUUACCAAGUUUAUUACAUUUUGUAUUCAAUGACCACGAAUGUGAUAUUCCAUUUUUUUCAUAAAUAUGUAUAUAUAAUGUGGAUAGCAUUAUGCCAUUAAAUGUCACUAUAUAUUGCAUGGAAUUUUACAACACAAUUCAUUUCUGAUGUCAAGUCAAAAGUUAUUACACUAAUCAUAUAUAUAAAAUAUAUUUAAAUAUGAUAAUUAUUUAAAUAUGAUACUAGUAAUUAAUUUCAUGAUGGCGACUUACAUGUAGUUAUAAUAUGAAUUUACCAUGUGGUGAUUUGUAAAUACAUUUUGUUCAUGAACUUAAAAUAAAGAUAAUCUACAAGGUAUGAUAAUCAGAUAAUAUUCUUUGCUGUAGUGCUUGUAAUCUAAUGCUGGUAGAAAUUUUGCUAGGUUACAAUCAAAGUUUACAUCACUGGGCCAUUUGUUCAGAACUGUAUUUCAGUUAACAAGUCAAUUUCUUAGAGGGAACAUAACCUGGAACAUUACCCUAAACAGAUUGCCUCAGUUUUGGUUAAAAAUAUAUUUUAUAUUUCAUAGUGUAUAUGUUUGUAUGAUUCAUAUUUGAAAUCUUUGGGAGGUGACGUAUGCGAAUAAUAUUUCAUUUGUAAAAAAAUGCUAGAAAAAAUGUAUGUUCAUUGUUGAUUGGUGGAAUUUGGUGACAGUUUAAAAUUUACUAUUUUUACAAAAAAUCAGGUGACGGAUUUAAAACCUAGUUAAGUAUUAAUUUUAUUUAUGUAUCGAAUCGUUAUAUAUGACAGUUAAUUUUGAAUCCUGCGAAAAUGGUCAAAACCAACAUUUCACAAUAAGAUACCACAUGUAAUUAAAACACUCUACUCAAUCUAUUGUAAGUUACCUAGAAAUAUAUCUGGGUUGGUAUUCAAUUAAAUUGGAUCUAAGAACGAUGUAGCUAAUCAUAUUACUUGUUAUUUAUAACUGACCAAUGGAGUGGAUGAAGUCAAUAAUGUAUGACAAUAUGAUUAACUUAAGAUGAAUAUUGAACACCAGACCUGAGAUGGAAAAUGGAGAGCAGAAUUUUAUGUAUAACCACUUUUCAUAUCAAGGAUAAGUCUAGUCAUAAUUAUGUAGUAUUCUAUCACGAUGAAAUAGAUGAGGGUAUAAAAGGUCGUUUGCUUCUUAUUGGAAAGAAGAAAUAAUAAUUAUUUUCUCAUUGACUGAUAAGUUACCAACAGUAUGUCACGUGUUGCUAAAUUGAAAAUGGACAAAGAAAUUGGGGGGGAAAAUACAAUGGAUGUUGGGACCAAGAGGGCCAAUUCAAAAAAGGAUAUAAGUCGUUAAAUCAAUUAUCUUAAAUCUGUUCUAAUGUUCCAAAUGGCUAUUUUCUCAACUUUGUGUUCAUUUUUUAAUACUUGCUGAAGUUAAAUUGACUCAAACAUGUAGCAAAAUAACGAAAAUAUGUCAAGAAGAUCAUUUUAAUUUACGAGUAAAAUCGACUAAUAUCUUGACUGAAUCGGCUUCCAGUACUGUUCUUUUUUCAGAUUUUAUCUCACAUAUUUCUACUUUAUGAAGAAUUCAAUGAAGAAUCUUGUACUAAAGAUGGACUCUCAAAGAUUGACCGAUUUGACAAGUUUUUUCAUUUUUUGUCUCCAAAUCAGCUGAUUUAGGCUGAUUUUUGUUUCCAAUCAGUCAUAUAGGAUAACACACAAUGGAACAGAUCUCAAUUGUUUGGAAAACUGCCAAAAUGAAAUUUCUUAAAGCGUUUUUAAGGCUUUUAGUCAUAAAAUAUCAAUUUUCGAGCGUAAUUAUUAAAAAAUGUGAUCUGAUCUUAAAUGACCGGUUUUCAGACAUUUACAAAAAAAUUGGCUCAUUCCAAGAUAAAAAAUUACAAAGUUGUCAAUACAGUCAAUACGUGAUAGUGAAGCUUUCAAGAAAUCAUGUAAUAAAGAACAUACUUUACUGUUACAGAGACAUUUGUGUACUGUUUAUACUGAGUUUAUUAAAGCUCUUGUCAUUUUAAGAUGUUCACUUUUUUUGGAUAUUUUUAUUCAAAUUUUGUGUAUUGUUUUUUUGUGCUGAAAAGUUUAUUCUAUUUCAAAUCACAAUAUUGGGACACAUGAACUUUGAUAAAGGUGCAAGUAUUGAAUGCAGCACUAUUUAAGCUAUUCAGAAGAUAUUGUUAUUUUGUAUUACAGGGUUAUUGCGGAAGUUUGCAGAAUUUUAUUUUAAAACUAUAGAAAUAAUGCCUUUCACAAAUGUUAAGAUUUUACCUUAGACAAGUGCACAUACACUGUAUGUGUUGUCAUGGAUACAAGAAAUCUCUAGAUGUAUGGUUUGAUAAUUUUCAUUAUAUUUUUAUCAUCAACGAAGAUUACAUUAAACUUCUUUUGAACAAGUUUACAAACAUUUUCAACAACAAUUGUUUGUUUUUGUUUUUAUGUUGAAAUUCAGCAAACCUCAGGGACAACCCUCGUUUGUACCAUUUUUCAAAUUUCCCAUUUUGUCACUUUACUUAUAUAUCUAUUACUAUUUAAAGUGCAUGAAGAUAAUUAUACUUUGUAUUUCUUUUCAUGGGAGGAACUGUUUAUUAGUCCCACCUUUUAGUACAUUGUAAUUUUCAAGACCUGUUCAGAAUUGUAUUUGCAAUAAUCAAUAAAAUAUUUGUUUGUUACAUAAAUAUCAAUAUCAUGAACAUCUUCAUAAGCUCUGACAUCACAACUCAAAGCUACAAACAUAUACAUGUAAUUAUGCAUUAUCAUGUUUUGUAAAACACCAUGGUUGUACGAAAUUGGUUGUAUUGAAUUGAUGUCAUUAUAAAUCAAAUACAGCAUACUGUUUCACAAUCCAACAAAUUUGUAACCGAUGAUUUUUGUAUUAAUUAUGCAAUAAAUAUGCUAGAUAGUA
This is a messenger RNA of Mya arenaria, 4497 nucleotides long. RefSeq names its product succinate--CoA ligase [GDP-forming] subunit beta, mitochondrial-like. The record is from RefSeq and is a predicted model, not a curated record. Bases 29 to 1318 code for a protein of 429 amino acids. The transcript has 10 exons. Gene Ontology annotation, biological process: succinyl-CoA metabolic process; tricarboxylic acid cycle. Gene Ontology annotation, molecular function: succinate-CoA ligase (GDP-forming) activity; ATP binding. Gene Ontology annotation, cellular component: succinate-CoA ligase complex; mitochondrion. NCBI's taxonomy places the organism in Eukaryota, Metazoa, Mollusca, Bivalvia, Myida, Myidae.